This is a messenger RNA of Mycena indigotica, 1269 nucleotides long. Its product is annotated as Pre-mRNA-splicing factor CWC2. The transcript has 5 exons. NCBI's taxonomy places the organism in Eukaryota, Fungi, Basidiomycota, Agaricomycetes, Agaricales, Mycenaceae. Bases 1 to 1269 code for a protein of 422 amino acids. Gene Ontology annotation, molecular function: pre-mRNA binding; metal ion binding; U6 snRNA binding. Gene Ontology annotation, cellular component: U2-type catalytic step 2 spliceosome; U2-type catalytic step 1 spliceosome; Prp19 complex. The record is from RefSeq and is a predicted model, not a curated record.
AUGUAUCCUGGACCACCAGUCUGGACCGCUGGCAAAUUUAUUGAACGAGCACGAUGUUUUCGGCUUGCUCAGCCUUUUUCUGGUGGGGACCAGUCACUCCCGUCACAUCACACCUGUCAACCAUUCACCACGAUGGCCCCAGAGUCCUCCGAAGUUGAACUUAUGAAGGCGGUAGCCGUCGUCGCCCCCAAAAAGCAACGAAAACUCCGUCCUGCUCGCAAACAAGUCAAGUUUGGAGACGUCGUCAAGAUCGACACCCCACAGACUGGUAAAGAAUACAAUAUAUGGUACAACAAAUGGGCAGGUGGAGACAGGGAGGAUAACUACUCCAAUAAAGUCAAAUCUCAGACUCGGUGCAAUCUCAAGCGCGACUCUGGAUUAACGCGUGCGAACGUGACUGGCAUGAAAUAUACAUGCCUGUACUUCGCGCGAGGUUGCUGUCCAUAUGGCUGGGAAUGCGAUUACCUUCAUGCGCUACCAGACCCAGACGACCAGCUUCCCGACACCUCAAAAGACUGCUUUGCACGGGAAAAGUUUGCUGACUACCGUGACGAUAUGGGUGGUGUAGGGAGCUUCAACCGGCAGAACCGGACCCUCUACGUCGGGAGAAUCAAAGAGACGGGAGUCGGUCUAGAAACAGAAGAGGUUGUGAGGAGGCAUUUCAAAGAGUGGGGUCAGAUUGCACGAGACGACUCCGAAACAGGCUGGGCAGUAAAAGUUCUUCAAUACCGGAGUGUCGCUUUCGUGACCUACGUGUCGGAAAUUCAUGCUCAAUUUGCGAAAGAGGCAAUGGCUUGUCAGUCGCUCGACAAUGACGAGAUUCUCAAUGUCCGCUGGGCGACUGAAGACCCAAAUCCUGUUCAGAAAGUGGCUGAAAAGCGGCGUCUGGAGGAGGAAGGUCAGGAGGCCAUCAAGAGUCGAGUUGACCCUAGAAUUAUCGAUGCCAUGAGGACGAUACGGGCACUGGAAGACGGUGACGAGCUUGAUGAGGAUGGAAAUUUCAUGGACCAGGAGGCAGACGGACAAGAGCAAGAGCACGAGUCAUCCCAGCCCGAUGCCAAACGACGGCGUUUGGAGGCCCCUCCACCGCCAAUCCAAGACAACCAGCCAAUGGGUCUACUUAGCGCCGAUACGCUUGAAGGCUUGAAGUACUUUGCGGAGAUUCAAAAACGAAAUGGUGUUACAGUCCCAACCAAAGCAGUCACUCCUAUGGUAACACCACUAGCAGGGGGUCUUGGAUUGGGGGAUUAUGGGAGUGACGAGGAAUAA